Chionomys nivalis (European snow vole) is the source of this 2528-nucleotide messenger RNA. It is a transcript of the gene Nabp1, whose product is annotated as nucleic acid binding protein 1. NCBI's taxonomy places the organism in Eukaryota, Metazoa, Chordata, Mammalia, Rodentia, Cricetidae. The transcript has 6 exons. Gene Ontology annotation, molecular function: DNA binding. The coding region runs from base 408 to 1004 and encodes 198 amino acids. Gene Ontology annotation, biological process: mitotic cell cycle checkpoint signaling; double-strand break repair via homologous recombination; response to ionizing radiation. The record is from RefSeq and is a predicted model, not a curated record. Gene Ontology annotation, cellular component: SOSS complex.
UUUGCAGUUUUGCUGUCGCGGUCUCUUCCCGGAGCCUGAGCCCGAAGGGGCACGCGCGUGUGUGCGUGUGUUGUGCGAGGGACAGCGAGACUCGGGCAGGGCGGUCCCCGGCUGCCUCUUAACCUUAGCCCAGGCGGCGGCAGUCCGCACCCUUGUUUGCUCGCCGCCCACUCGGUGUGCGGAGUGCGUCGUCUUUUUGAUUUUGGAACUUGUGAGCGGUUUUUUUUUUUUUUUUCUUUUUCCUUCCUUUUGGCUUGGUGCCUCCAGGGCUGGUCUCCCCGGCCCUUGCCUAACCGCUUCUGACCCCGGUCACCAGCCCCGCCCCAGGUUGCUCCCCCUCCCCCGGCUCUGCCCCUUGGCCCCGGAGGGUGGGAAGCUUUGCCCAGCGUAGCCGCACCUGCCUCAGUAUGCUUGGGGUCAACGACCCUCCGCUUUUUAUAAAAGACAUUAAGGCCGGACUGAAAAACUUAAAUGUCGUCUUUAUUGUCCUGGAGAUAGGACGCGUGACCAAAACCAAAGACGGCCAUGAAGUGAGAUCCUGCAAAGUAGCUGAUAGAACGGGCAGCAUCACUAUUUCUGUGUGGGAUGAGAUCGGAGGGCUCAUACAGACUGGGGAUAUUAUUCGGUUGACCAGAGGGUAUGCAUCAAUGUGGAAAGGAUGUCUGACACUAUAUACUGGAAGAGGCGGUGAACUUCAAAAAAUUGGAGAAUUUUGUAUGGUGUAUUCAGAAGUGCCGAAUUUCAGUGAGCCAAACCCAGAUUACAGAGGGCAGCAGAACAAAACGGUGCAGAAUGAGAAGGAUAAAGCGAGCGUCAGUGCGUUUGGACCACUGGGAAAUGGUAUUCAGACUGGCCCUGAAUCAAGAGGAUAUCAUCUUCCAUAUACUGGUAGAAGCAAUGGCCGGGACCCCAUCAAUCCCCAGCUACCAGAAGCUCGUAGUAGUCAGACAGUCAUGACCACAAUCAGUAAUGCCAGGGAUCCAAGGAGAGCCUUUAAAAGAUGACCUGAACCAAAGAGACACAUGUAGUUGCUAAACUACCUGCCCUACUUGAACACUUAGUGCACUUUUUCAUUGUUAACUGUGAAAAGUUUGUCUCUUACGGGUUUCCUUGUAUAUUUUUGGUUUGUUAAGAAUGGUUGGUUUUUACUGCAAGCGUUAAGCUUCUCGGUUACAUCCUAUUGAAGAAUAGAAACUCUGAAAGCAGGAACAUUUAUUUUUAGAGCAAGAACUUAACUGGGUAUCACUUGAAAACCUGUCCCUGUUUCAAGGGUGAGUUACUUAAGACACCAGCUUUAUAUAACCUUGGCGAGUCUUGUGCGUACAUUUUGUUAUGUUUACCAUAACAUUUCAUGGAAAAUGUUCUUUUGUCUUAAACUGGGCUAUGUCCAGCUGAAGUGAUCUCCACCCCAGCCAGAAGCCUGACCAGUGCUGGCAGCAGUUUGAGUGCUUGUGACCCAGCCGUGACUGACUGCCUGGAGUGACUGUGCCGUUAAGAUUUGUCCAAGGACGGAAUCAUCCUGCAUUCUUGUUUAAUUACCAGAGACCCAGAUUCUUUAUCAGAAUUAUGGAAUAAAACGUGUAAUAUAUAACAAGUUAUCUUUAGAGGAAAACUGUUUAAGAUAAUGUUCUUACCAUUUGUUACAAACAUUGAAGAAAAGUUUACAGCGGAGUCCUUGAAUGUUUUCUUUCUGAAACGACCAUGUGGAGUAUCGGUGGAACUGGAGGGAGUUAUCACACCGCAGCAGUAGCUGUAGUCCUCCGGAGAUAGGGUCUCCUGUAGCCGUGGCUGGGUGGGAACUCGUCACAUAGACCACGUGGGUCUCUGAACUCCAGAGCUUCCUGUCUCCCUCGCCCAGGGGCUGUGGUGAAGUUGUGCACCAGCACCCCUGGCUGGUCUUAUUAAAAACAAAACACUUGUGGUAGAUAAAUGACAGCCAUGUGACGACCUGUUACAGGUCAUCAGGUAGAAGGAAGGACACUGGGAUGGGCACGGCCUCUCUUCUAGAGGAAUGUGUAUGCGCUUUAGUUUCCUAACCCAAAUCACAGCCUUAUUAGCAAUGGCUUAAGAAGUAUGUACAUCUCUACUGCAGAUGUUACGAUGGGGGCUGUGUGUCCUGGUUCUGUAUUACCUCUUGAGUAAAUGUCUUGUUCUGAGAGGACACAGUUCAGUUCCCUGAAGCUGCAGCAGCCUUGGUCUGGCUGCUCCCCAGCUCUCCCCUCACCUCACACACGGUCCAAUAAGUAAGUUUCUAUCAAGGUUCUGUAGCAUUUUGGUGCAGUCUGUGCCGGGUUUUGUUCUCAUUCAUUCAACAGAUUUUCAGUUUGCAAUGUACUAGUCUCCUCGUGGAGAUUAUCAUAACAGUCGAGGAACUGCAGGGAAUUUACCUAUGGUUUAUAGGUGCAGGGCCUUGAUGUUAUAGAUAGUUGGUCAUUUGUUCCUACAUUAAUAAUUACAGCUAAUUUUAUUUUGUGAUUUUUUUUUUAUGAUUUUUGUCUACACUGCUGAAUGCUUCAAAAAAAGUUACC